AUGUACGUGAACACGAAAUCGGCGCUUGCGAAGCGCUUUGACACAGAAGUCUCAAAAACGCCCCGUAAGAUGUUACACUCCCGAGCUUCAGAGAUCCAGUUCCUGUUGAUGGAAUCUGGUUCCCUGAAAGAGGGAAUAGGAACUAACCAUGGCAUGAUCAUGGUUGAAGGAGUUUUCUAUGUGAAUGAUGCUCUGGAAAAAUUAAUGUUUGAGGAAUUAAGAAAUGCCUGUCGAGGUGGUGGUGUUGGUGGCUUCCUGCCAGCCAUGAAACAAAUUGGCAAUGUGGCAGCCCUGCCUGGGAUUGUUCAUCGAUCUAUCGGGCUUCCUGAUGUCCACUCAGGUUAUGGGUUUGCUAUUGGGAACAUGGCAGCCUUCGAUAUGAAUGACCCUGAAGCAGUGGUAUCCCCAGGCGGUGUCGGAUUUGACAUCAACUGCGGUGUCCGCUUGCUCAGAACCAAUUUAGAUGAAAGCGAUGUCCAGCCAGUGAAGGAGCAGCUUGCCCAGGCUAUGUUUGACCACAUUCCUGUUGGGGUGGGAUCAAAAGGUGUCAUCCCCAUGAAUGCCAAAGACUUGGAGGAGGCCUUGGAGAUGGGUGUGGACUGGUCCCUGAGGGAAGGCUACGCCUGGGCUGAAGACAAGGAGCACUGUGAGGAGUACGGAAGGAUGUUGCAGGCCGAUCCCAAUAAGGUCUCCGCAAGGGCUAAGAAAAGAGGCCUUCCUCAGUUGGGGACCCUGGGAGCAGGAAACCACUAUGCAGAAAUCCAGGUUGUGGAUGAGAUUUUCAAUGAGUACGCUGCUAAGAAAAUGGGCAUUGACCAUAAGGGACAGGUGUGUGUGAUGAUCCACAGCGGAAGCAGAGGCUUGGGCCACCAAGUAGCCACAGAUGCACUGGUUGCUAUGGAAAAAGCCAUGAAGAGAGACAAGAUCAUAGUCAACGACCGGCAAUUGGCUUGUGCUCGGAUCGCUUCCCCAGAGGGUCAGGACUACCUGAAGGGAAUGGCAGCUGCUGGGAACUAUGCCUGGGUCAACCGCUCUUCCAUGACCUUCUUAACCCGUCAGGCUUUUGCCAAGGUCUUCAACACAACUCCUGAUGACUUGGACCUACAUGUGAUCUAUGAUGUUUCUCACAAUAUUGCCAAAGUCGAACAGCACGUGGUGGAUGGAAAGGAACGGACACUGUUGGUGCACAGGAAGGGAUCCACCCGAGCUUUUCCUCCUCACCAUCCCCUUAUUGCUGUUGAUUACCAACUCACUGGACAACCAGUGCUCAUUGGUGGCACCAUGGGCACCUGUAGUUACGUUCUUACUGGCACUGAACAGGGCAUGACUGAGACCUUCGGAACAACUUGUCACGGAGCGGGCCGUGCAUUAUCCCGAGCAAAAUCUCGACGUAAUUUAGAUUUCCAGGAUGUCUUGGACAAACUGGCAGAUAUGGGAAUCGCAAUCCGCGUUGCCUCGCCCAAACUGGUUAUGGAAGAGGCUCCUGAGUCCUACAAGAAUGUGACUGACGUGGUGAACACCUGCCAUGAUGCUGGGAUCAGCAAGAAGGCCAUUAAACUGAGACCAAUUGCUGUGAUCAAAGGAUAGAGCACUGACCGAAGCUGCCGAACGCCACUGCCUCUCACGUAAUGGAGGUGGACUGAAAUGCUCCUCAGACGCCAGACUCGAGACCUGACGGGUUCCAAAUUGUGCAGCUAUAACUGCCUGUUGCAAAGUAGCUGGCGGGCGGCUGCUGCUUUCAGGAGCCAGUGUUGUAACAUUACCUUCUGGGAGGAGUCCCACUGCCCUCCUUUGGAAAGGGUGGAUGUACUUCCUCCCUGAUUGUCCCCCAGGUUUUAGGAAAAUCUUUUGAGGGGUGCAGAUAGGCCAAGAUACUGCCUGACUCAAUCCUGUAAGUCUUUAUUCAUCAGAAUGAACCUGUUUACACCAAGUUCUGUUUACAUUCUGAGAGGUGUUGUGAAGAGCAUCCUAUUAACUAAGAGUUUU
Puma concolor (puma) is the source of this 1986-nucleotide messenger RNA. The record is from RefSeq and is a predicted model, not a curated record. NCBI's taxonomy places the organism in Eukaryota, Metazoa, Chordata, Mammalia, Carnivora, Felidae.